This is a messenger RNA of Drosophila pseudoobscura, 1871 nucleotides long. RefSeq lists its product as uncharacterized. The record is from RefSeq and is a predicted model, not a curated record. Lineage: Eukaryota; Metazoa; Arthropoda; Insecta; Diptera; Drosophilidae. The transcript has 5 exons. The coding region runs from base 59 to 1831 and encodes 590 amino acids.
UUAAUUUAGUCCCAACGAAAUAAUAGUGUAUAUUUUGUAGUGAAACAACAGCUGGAAAAUGCCGAAGCCGCCAUGCACGGGCGUCCUGAAACCGGUGCCCAUUUACCAAAAGCUUAUGGUCGAGAACCUGACUAUCGUUCGUCCCCCGAUCCUAAAGAUCUACUACUGGGAAAGCUUCGACAUUUCGGGAUGGAACAAGAAACUAAAGUCGAACCGUCAGGAGCAUGAGCACACAAUUGAAUUUCCCACACGACACAUCGAGAGCCCGCCCCAGAAGAUCCUCUUCUGGCUGCGUAAUCUCUCCUCAAAGCCCAUGACUCUGACGCUUAAGCGCAUACAGAAUUGCUGCUGCAAGCCCGUGCAGACGCGCGUGGGGUUCAACCAGUUCCGGAAGCUCUUCCACUGUCGACACCGCAAAAUGCUGCACCUCCAACAGGAGGUGCUGACCAUCAAACCCGACGAGGUGGUGGCCCUAUCAGUCACGGCGUAUUUUCAGAUAUACGGAGAGCAUUUGCUCACCUACGAGGUCCACACUGAUGACAAUCGCAAAUUCAUGUGGCACUUUCACCUGCACGUCUCGGAGUUGAAUCCGGAAAAGUGUUUGCUGACCAAGGAACUGUUGCCUGUGAAUAUCAAAAACUACUACCACAUCACACAACCCAUUUGGGUGCAGAACUUUACCAAUCUGCACCUCAACUUCUCGUUUUCCACGCGAGACCGCAGCCUAAAGCUGCUCAACACGAACCUCACGGUGCCCCGCCAGAGUGUGUGGCCCCUCCUGGUGGACUAUCGCCCCAUGGACUAUGAGAAUGAGGUGGAAGUCCUGCUCGGAAAUGAGAGUGCCACGGCCUGGUACAAGAUCAAGGGCCGCGGAGUCCUGGUCGAUGAGGAGGAGGAGACGGACAUGCCGCUAAAGGAUCACGAAUGCGCCGACUUUCUCUACGUUAUAUAUCCCAAUCGAGUGGUCUUUGAGGUCUGCAUGAAGGAGGAUCGCACGCAGCUGGUGAAUGUCCACAACUUCGGGCAGAAGUGCGUCGAAUUCCGAUGGCAAAACUACAUGAUCAGUGAAUUCUUUUCAGUGUCCUUCACUCCGCCCUUAUUCAGCCUCAAGGGCCACCACUCGAAGCUGGUGGAGGUGAAGGUCACGGCCUACGAUCGUCUGGUGAACUUUCGCCGCAUUCCCAUCGUCCUGGAGGUGCACCGCAACCUCGAUCAGGCCACGCUGAUAGCCAAGCGGGAGCUGGACGAGAUCGAGUCCAUAGAUGAUCCCAAGUGGAAGGAGGAUAGCUAUAUAACGCAUGUUUAUCUUCAUCUCAACAUCCGCUCCACCCACAAGAGUACUCAGGAGGCGGCGGGCGAAAACGACGAGGCGACGGACACUGCAGCCGAGCGCUCGCCCUGCGGUGGUGGGGGAAUUGAGAUUACCGCCGGGGCAGGAGGCGACGGCCCUGCCACUGAGGAGCAGCGCAAGGAGACGGAGCGUCGGGAGCUGAUCAAGCGUCUGGCCGCCAAGCAGAAGCUCACCUCCAACGAGAUCAUCGAGCUGACGAUGGCGAUCGACAACCGCAACACCAUCUUCGAGAAGCUCUUCUGGAAGUACCUCUGCAAGUCAAACUUCAUGCGCAUCCUCCCCGACCGCAAGCGCCACAAGCACACCAAGACCUACGACGAGGUGGUGUCCGUCAGAGCUGAUUCUCAGCCAGAGCAUGGCGUCGACGCUGAUCGCAACACCAUCAUGGAGAUUCUCUCACGGCUCAUGCAGGAAUCCAUCAAUGAUUUGGCCAGGAACUGGGUCUUCAUUCCCUCGCAGUACUACGAGCGCAAUCUUUAAGUGUUUUCAUUUGUUCUAUAAACGCAUUGCAUAAGUAUUU